UUUUGUCACUUGUUUUUAGGAACCCACAAAAGUAAAUGGUCAAUGAAAUUUAGAUUCGGGAUGUUGAGGGGGAGGUUAAAAGAGAGGAAGGAGGGGAAAAUUUUUUAUUUAUUGUUUUCUUGGCUAAAUGAAGUAGUUGAGAAAGAAAACUUUUAAAAUCAAUUUAUAUUCCUACCGGUGUUCAUUGUUAAAUUUUAAUUAAAAAUUUGGAGAAAAAUUAUUAAUUUUGUUUCAAUUUAAUUAAAAUUUCAAUUGGAGCAAAGCAAUGGAAUUAAUAGCAAAUAUUUUUGGAUUUUAUUUUACUUUAUUUUUCAAUUGUGUCUCUUUCUUAGCAUCACAGAAUUACGAUUCAACUGUAUUAAAUGAAGUAAAUAGAACAGACGAGAAAGAAAAUUUAACAAAAGAAGAAUUAAAUAAUAAUAAAAUUUUAGCAUUAAAAGAAGAACCAGCUUGGUUACGUUCUGGAGAUAUUGAUGGAGUUGAUGAAGUAUUACUUAAGCAGUUAUCAGAUCCAAAUGUUCAAUUUAAUGCUCUAAAGAAUCAUCAAUUAAUUUGGCCAAACGGUAUUGUUCCAUAUGAAUUGGAUGAGGCUUUUUCAAUUAGUGAAGUUAAACUUUUACAAAAAGCUUUUAGAAUUUAUCGACGGCGUACUUUUGGAUGUAUCCAUUUCAAGCCUCGAAACUUUGAAAAUGAUUAUUUAAAUAUUGUAAGGGGUAAUGGAUGCUAUUCUCAAGUUGGGAAAACUGGUGGUAAACAGGAACUUUCAUUGGGACAAGGAUGUUUAUUUAAUGAAACUAUAAUUCAUGAAUUAAUGCAUUCAUUGGGCUUUUGGCACGAACAUAGUAGAGCAGAUAGAGAUAAUCAUAUAAUAAUUCGUUGGGAGAAUAUAUUGCCUGGUUUAGAUUCACAAUUUGAUAUUUUUACAAAUAUAAUUGGGACAUCUUUUGAAUUGAGUGAAUUAGAUAUUGAAAAAAUAAUGAAAUUAUAUAAUUGUGAUAAACAGAAGAAGGGAAAUAAAUGUACUGAUUAUUUUGUUGAUUGUAACCAAUUUAUUGACUAUUGUAGAAAAAUAUCUUUUUAUUUUAUUAUGAGAACAUAUUGUCCAUUUACUUGUGGAAAAUGUAAAAAAUAA
Messenger RNA from Meloidogyne enterolobii, 1132 nucleotides. NCBI's taxonomy places the organism in Eukaryota, Metazoa, Nematoda, Chromadorea, Rhabditida, Meloidogynidae. The record is from the annotation of a GenBank genome assembly.